Dentiscutata erythropus is the source of this 123-nucleotide messenger RNA. The record is from the annotation of a GenBank genome assembly. NCBI's taxonomy places the organism in Eukaryota, Fungi, Glomeromycota, Glomeromycetes, Diversisporales, Gigasporaceae.
GUGCCUGACUGUGAUAAAUGCGAACAAGCAACAGCAGUAACUUGCUCACCUACAUGUGUUCCUAACGGAGAUCAUCUAAUUCAGGAGCAUGUUACUCCGAAUAUUCCACCUAUUCUAGAUUAA